GACACACGCACACAUACAUUAAAGGAAUUAACGGAUAGUUGGAUAAUCAUGGCCCGGCUUGUGGAGUGUGUACCAAAUUUCUCCAAUGGGCAGAAUAAGGAGGUUAUUGAUGCUAUCGCUGAUGCUAUUUCAAGGACUGAUGGCUGUUCUCUGUUGGAUGUGGAUCCUGGUCCCUCCACUAACCGGACAGUUUAUACGUUUGUCGGUUCUCCUGAGGCUGUGGUGGAGGGAGCAUUGAAUGCUGCACAAGUGGCCUUUGACCUCAUCGACAUGACAAUGCACAGAGGUGAACAUCCCAGAUUAGGUGCUCUGGACGUUUGUCCCUUUAUUCCAGUCCGGAAUGUUGAUAUGGACGAAUGUGUUUGGUGUGCAAGUGAGUUCGGCAAACGGCUUGCAGAAAAACUGGAAGUGCCCGUGUAUUUAUACGCAGAAGCAGCUCAUGAUGAACGUCGGAGAACAUUGCCCACCAUUCGUGCUGGUGAAUAUGAAGGGCUCCCUGAGAAGCUGCAAAAUCCAGAGUGGAGCCCAGACUUUGGGAGGGCGACUUUUGUCCCACGCUGGGGGGCCACAGUGGCUGGAGCCCGGAAUUUCCUCAUCGCAUUCAAUGUCAAUCUGCUGAGCACGAAGGAGCAAGCUCACCGCAUAGCUCUCAAUAUCCGAGAGCAAGGUCGAGGUAGGGACCAGCCUGGACGUCUGAAUAAAGUGCAAGCUAUUGGCUGGUACUUAGAGGAAGCCAAUAUUGCCCAGGUCUCCACUAAUCUUCUUGAUUUCGAAGUGACUGCACUGCACACAGUAUUCGAAGAAGUCUGUAAGGAUGCCAAGGAUUUAGACUUGCCUGUCGUUGGCUCUCAAAUUGUUGGUCUCAUCCCUUUGAAAUCCCUGAUGGAUGCUGCAGAGUUUUAUAUGAAGAAAGAAAACUUAUUUAUCCUCGAGGAAGAGCACAAAGUUCGACUGGUUAUCAGUCGUCUGGGCCUCGAUUCUCUUGCUCCAUUCAAUGCUAAAGAAAGAAUAAUUGAAUACAUGGUGCAGGAGGAGCAGGAGAGUCUCCUUGUUUCUUUGCCUUUGCGGGAGUUUAUCCGAAGUGUUGGAGCUCGGUCUGCAGCCCCUGGUGGAGGCUCUGUCACUGCAGCUGUGGCUGCCAUGGGUGCGGCCCUGGGCUCAAUGGUUGGAUUAAUGACCUAUGGCAAGCGACAAUUUGAUCAUCUGGAUGGUUCAAUGAGGAGACUGAUCACUCCACUCCAUCAUACAAUGAAUGAGCUCAUCGCCAUGGUGGAUGAUGACUCCAAUGCAUUUAACAGCUAUAUGGCUGCCCUCAAGAUGCCCAAAUCAUCUUCAGCAGAAAGGGAAAGGCGAGAAGCUGCAAUGCAGGAUGGCUUGAAGAAAGCAAUCAAUGUCCCCCUGACCUUAGCAGAGAAGGUGAACAGCCUCUGGCCUGUCCUAAAGGAGAUGGCAACAUAUGGAAACCUGGCCUGCAAAUCAGACUUGCAGGUUGCUGCUAAAGCCUUGGAACUGGGAGUAUUUGGAGCCCAUUACAAUAUCAUCAUUAACCUCAAGGAUAUGAAAGAGCAGGAUUUCAGCACCAAGGCCAGAGCAAGGGCUCUUGACCUCCUGGAGGAGGCUAGACGAAACACAGUGCAGGUCUUAGAGCUGAUGGACAAACGGAAGGAGUGAGAAAUAAGCUACAGCACGCAGGAGCAUGUCUAAGAACCAUCCACUAGCAGUCCCUAAGAACACUCUUAUCCAGAGUGAGAAAGGAGAAUGGUUCCAGUGUAAAUCCUUAUGUUUAGCAGCAGGGUGAAUAAAAGACUAAUAUUGCUCA
Molecule: messenger RNA, 1819 nt
Organism: Rhincodon typus (whale shark)
Lineage: Eukaryota; Metazoa; Chordata; Chondrichthyes; Orectolobiformes; Rhincodontidae
Gene: ftcd
Product: formimidoyltransferase cyclodeaminase
Exons: 15
Coding region: 49-1671 (540 amino acids)
Molecular function (GO): folic acid binding; transferase activity
Source: RefSeq, a predicted model, not a curated record